UAAACAAUGUUGACAUGCGGAUUCCUCCACACAUCCUGUUCGACGAGCCUUUCUUCUCGGACUUUUACCUCUGUGUGCUUAGUUAUUUUACUUUUUAGCUAAAGUUACAUCGGCUCCAGCUAUGAGCUCCAUUAUUCCCCGGAUAGAGCAGCUGUCUGCGAGGGUAAUCCGGGUUCUGGGCUGUAACCCGGGACCGAUGACCCUGCAGGGAACCAACACCUACCUGGUCGGCACCGGGGAAAGCAAAAUUCUGAUAGACACUGGUGAACCUGCCGUGCCAGAAUACGUCAGCAAUCUGAAAAAGGUACUGAAGCAGUUUAACACCGGCAUCCAGGAAAUCAUCGUCACACACUGGCAUCAUGACCACACGGGUGGAGUGGAGGACAUCUGCAGGGAAAUCACUGGUUCUGAGAUCCAAGUCAGCAAACUGCCUCGCGCCAGCCAAGUCAGAGAAACAGCCGGAAACAAAAGCUUCACUUACCUCAAAGAUGGAGACGUUGUGCAGACGGAAGGCGCCACACUCAAAGUGCUGUUCACCCCGGGCCACACUGACGACCACAUGGCCUUGCUGCUGGAGGAGGAACGGGCGCUCUUCUCUGGAGAUUGCAUCCUGGGUGAGGGCACGGCCGUGUUUGAGGAUCUGUACGACUACAUGAAGUCUCUGAAGAUCCUGCUGGACUCUCAGGCUGACCUCAUCUACCCUGGUCACGGCCCUGUGGUUCAGGAUGCUGGAUCAAAGAUCAGACACUACAUCAGCCACCGGGACCAGAGAGAGCAGCAGAUCCUGGCCGCCAUUCAGGAUGGAGCAGGAAAACUGUUCUCCUCCAUGGAGCUCGUCAAGAUCGUCUACAAGGACACACCUGAACACCUGCACCCAGCAGCUAAUGUGAACCUGGGCCAUCACCUGAAGAAGCUAGAGAAAGAAGGCAAGAUCGUCGUGGUGAACGAAUCUUCACAGAACAUCAAAUGGAAGAGCAACCUGUGAUGUCCACAGAGACGGAGAAGAAACGCACUUUUGAUUGGCCAGGAUGAUGAAAAUCCAUCCGGUCGACUGUUGAUUAAAAUCAAAGAUCUUUGCCUUUCUGCUGGAAUGCCUCAGAAAUGCUGAUUGACUGAUCUGUAAGUAGAGAAUCAGGGAUGGUGGCCACACUUGUUGCCUUGAUGUUUCCUGCCUCAGAGAGCAAGAACAUGAAUUAAACCCACCAGGACUGAGCUGCAGCUUGUGUCAAAGUCUAACAAUUUGCCUGAAGGUCAGCUGAAUUUUUGCCCGUGGCAGAAAAAAAUCAGCCCCAUCCUAAAAUGUGAUCAAAGUGCCACAGUGCCGCUGCUCGUCUGUGUUGUUUUCUUCUUUCUUCUUUCAUCUUGAAGGUUUUUUCUCUUAGUUUAGCCUCUCAGGUGGCACUUCUUCUUACUUCAAACAAAUCCUGCUGCCUUUGCUGAAAUGUACAGCAAACUCCAGCCACGUUCCCGAACCAAACCAAUCAAACAGAAUCCUAGAAAGCUAAUCUUUUAGUGAAACAACUGCUCUCUCAGUGGAGUUUGGUAUACAAUCCCAUUUUUGUCCUUUUUACUCUUCCUGUCCUCUUUUCCUUUUCACAUCUGUAGCUAUUGCUGGACUUUGUCAACAGUUUACGUUAGUAUAAGAUGAAUUACAAUAUAUAAGAAGAGGUGGUAGUUGCUGACAUGUAGUCUGUACAUAUGUGAUGUACUAUAAAGAACGAUGCACAUAUAUUUAAUGAUUUUAUAUAAUUAUGAGUUUGCUAAUGCAUAAAGAAAGGCCAGUCGUAGGAUAAAGACAUUGUUCUCCGACUGUUGACUGUCACAGAUGAAACAUUACAUGGGGAGAUUAUUAUUUCUAUCUCUUUCUUAUUAAAACUUUUCUUCAGUCUAGUCUGUUUGUCCUUUCAGUUCUAAUAAUUGAACACUAUGGCAGUGCACAUUGACAGUCAGACACUAGGUGGCAGUGACAGAUAAAUAAUUUCUUUGGGAGCCAAGCGGUAAAUUAUAAUUCACACUUCUAUUGAAACAUAUGCAGAUUACAUGACAAAUAUUUGUUUUAAAAGAAUAAAUGUGAAGAAUGUGGAUGUGAGUUUGCUUAACUUAGUUAUAAAAUAAUAUUUUCUGUCCAUGAAAGAGAAAUAGUGUAUGUUUGUGAAAAAAAAAUCUCAAAUCUAAGCUGAAUGCACUUAAUAAAUGAUCUAAUAUUCCAAUGACUAAUAAUCAGAA
This is a messenger RNA of Acanthopagrus latus (yellowfin seabream), 2226 nucleotides long. RefSeq names its product lactamase, beta 2 (gene lactb2). Gene Ontology annotation, molecular function: single-stranded RNA binding; RNA endonuclease activity. Bases 122 to 985 code for a protein of 287 amino acids. The record is from RefSeq and is a predicted model, not a curated record. The transcript is spliced from 8 exons. Gene Ontology annotation, cellular component: mitochondrial matrix. NCBI's taxonomy places the organism in Eukaryota, Metazoa, Chordata, Actinopteri, Spariformes, Sparidae.